AUGCACGAGCUGCACAUUCGCUUUGAUGCUCUGAAGGUACCCAGCUGCUCGACGGUUCAUCGAGGAGCACCACGGACUGUCGUUCGUCGAGUUCAUGCGUACGCGACGCGCAUCUUGCGCGUACCCUGA
This is a messenger RNA of Ectocarpus siliculosus, 129 nucleotides long. The record is from the annotation of a GenBank genome assembly. Lineage: Eukaryota; Phaeophyceae; Ectocarpales; Ectocarpaceae.